GUAUAUGUGUGGAAGUUGUCACAAGCAAGAGCUGGUGUCGGGAAUCUUCUAGGCCAUGAUGAAGUGAGCUCGGUCAGGAAACUGAAAAAGGGACGAUGUAUUAUCCUGUGGGGCUUCCCAAGAGGCUCAGAAUCCCGGGAACUCGCGAUGGACAAGUGAAAUCUGUGGUGUGCAAUCGAGACAGGAUCCUCUUUGCCAUCCUCACUGAACGGGCGAUUUGGAUCUGGUUCAGUCGACCAUGUGUACCAGUGGUAGUACACCGUCGGUCGGAUGAGUCUGUUCUCAGCCUGGGGACCAACGAAUUUCUAGAAUGGAGGCCUGAUUCUUCUAUGAUUGUUGUUGCGACAAAUAAAAAUCGACUUAUUUACUACUCUAUUGUUGUUGAUGAGUCACGAAGAGAAGUAUAUGAACAGCGAGACCCCCCUAAUCCUACCCUGAAACGUGAAUCUGCUGAGCUUUACUCCAGUGAAUCUAUACCUCCACUUGUCUUCUCAACAGCUUUUGAGACUGAGGUUACAGGAGGGGUAACUGGCUUGGUUUGUCUUCGAGAUGAACUCAUGGUUGCUACGGGCACUGGUCAUAUCCAGCGACUACGUUGGGAUGGGUCUCUCAACUACGACUAUUGCAUAGAUCUUCGAAGAGUUCCUUUCUGUGAUGACCAACUUGUUAUGAAAGCUGUGCCUCUGGAUGCCCCUGGAGUACACGUUGUAGAUCUAGAGUACUCACCACUGGUAGGAGGAUUUGCCGUUGUAUUAAGUGAUGGCCGAGCUGCUUUUCUCACCGCGUCAACCCUCAAGUUCGACCCUAAUGCCGUGCAAGGGAUCUGGGCUCGAGACCUGGAGGACGCCACCUGCGCAGCCAUCAAUCACAAGUACAGGUUACUGGCGUAUGGUCGGGCGAACUCACAAGGUGUUGUAUAUACUGUAGAUGAGGCUACUGGGGGUCUGGAAGUUUCCCAUAGGCUUAUAUUGUCCAGUCGAGAUUUUGCAGGAUCACCUGGUCCUGUUGGGUUUAUGAAAUGGACUCCAGAUGGCACUGUAUUAGGCAUGACUUGGGAAGGAGGUGGAAUAUCCUUGUGGAGUGUUUUUGGCUCACUGCUUACAGUGUCCUUGCGAUGGGACUACACUGAAGAUCCUCUCUCCAAAGCCAUCACCAUCACGAACAUGGAAUGGGGUGCAGAGGGGUAUGAAGUAUGGUGCAUUCAAAAACUAGAAGAAGAAAUUAGCAAACAGGAAACACAAGACCAGCAGUUGUAUAGUGAGAAAGGUUCCAGAGAUAUGCCCAUUGUGGAAGAUCCCCUGGAAGAGAUCAAGGAAUGUAAGGAAAUGCCUCAAGGUGCUGUAGAGACAGAGGAAAUUGAGGUUGGGGCAGAAGUGACUGAGUCCUCACACUCAACAGAUGUUCAGGAGAAAACAUGUGUGCUACAGUUUUCCUUUAUCAAGAGUGCUCUUACAGUUAAUCCCUGUAUGAGUCGACUGGGGCGAGUCCUACUACAGGGGAAUGACCGACUCUACCUCAACACUUGUGAGGGACUGGCUGGGAUGCCAGACCCUACCCAGGAUUCCUUGUCUCUUUACUUUGAUGAUGAUGAAGAAGGUGCAUUUGAGGAUCCCUUACAAGCUAAAGACUCACAAUUUUGUGUGGCAGCUAAGAAACAGUGGAUUGUUAUCCCGAUACCUUACAGUUACACAGCUUCCAACUGGCCAAUCAGGUACACCUGUGUGGAUGAGGGUGGAGAACUUGUUGGUGUUGCUGGGCGGAAUGGAGUGGCCCAUUAUUCCUUGCGGCUGCGACGAUGGCAUCUCUUUGGCAAUGAGAGCCAGGAACGAGAUUUUGUGGUGACUGGUGGCCUGCUCUGGUGGCGGUCAACAUGGCUAGUACUUGGGGCCUACAACAUACCAGCCAACAUGGAUGAACUUAGGCUUUAUCCCCGGGACCAUAAGCUGGAUAAUCUUUAUGUCACUACGGUGCCCCAACCUGCUCAGGUGCUUUUGUUAAAUAUAUAUGGGGAUCAGCUGAUAGUGUUAACUGCUGAUUGCCAUAUCACAGUGUAUAACCUUCAGCCUUCGGAAACAAACUCAGGCCAAAAUAGGGUAAGUAAGCGAAAAUCCAGAGGGAGCAGGGUAAGCAGGAAGAAAAGCAAGCAGAAGGGAAAUUCGGAGAGCCUACUGUUUCCGAGGGGUGGUGGUAAUGUUACUGUGUCUCGAGUGCAGGAGGUAGACAUUUCUGGACUGACAGUGCACCCAGCGUGUGUUGUAUCCAUAUUACUGACCAGUCUCCGCACAGAGUCUUGGAGAGUCAGCAACAACCAACAUAACCCACUGCCAGCACAGAGUGUCAUUAUCAAUAUAUCUGGCAAAGUACUUAUGAUACAACGAGAUCAGCAGGCAGAUGGUGCAGGCGGCAAUGGCAAGUUGUUUCAUUGUGCACAAAUGACACCAAUUGUCUUAGCCUCAAGCUGUGAAGCUCUGUGGUGCAGUAGCUGUGCUGUAAGUCAUAAGCCACAUCUUAGUCAUGCAUUGUGGCUGCACUGUGGUGUUCAUGGCACACGAGCCUGGCUACCUCUCUUCCCCAACUCUGCUGACAAGUCUCACAUUUUCUUGGCUCGCAGAAUAAUGCUGCCAUUUACUCCGUCCAUAUAUCCUCUAGCUGUGUUGUUUGAGGAAGGUAUUUUGUUGGGGGCAGAGACUGACACGUCCCUGCUGGCAUGUGACGCUGCUUCUCUGCACCAGCCACUUACUAUUGUAGAGCGGACUAGUCAAGUUUAUCUGCAUCACUUGUUGAGACAACUGCUGAGGCGUAACCUAGGGUACCAUGCUUGGGAAGUAGCCAGCACAUGUCGGGACUUGCCAUACUUCCCACAUGCACUGGAGCUUCUCCUGCAUCAGGUUCUGGAAGAAGAAGCUUCGAGCAAAGACCCACUUCCAGAUUGCUUGCUACCCCGUGUAGUGGAGUUCAUUAGAGAGUUCCCAGUGUACCUGCAGACAGUAGUACAAUGUGCGCGAAAGACUGAGCUGGCCUUAUGGCGCUACCUCUUCUCUGCAGCAGGCAGUCCUAAGCUCCUCUUUGUCAAGGCUUUGGAGGAGGCCCAGCUGGAUACUGCUGCAUCAUACCUUAUCAUCCUGCAGAAUCUGGAGAGUGCCUCUGUGAGUCGAAGCCAUGCCACACGCCUUUUAGAUGCUACAUUAGAAGCUGGCAAAUGGGAUCUUUCUAAAGACCUCAUUCGAUUCCUCCGUUCAAUAGACCCGACGGACCUGGACUCACCGAAGCCAUCGAUUCCAUCGUGUGGGAGCACUAAGGUUGGGUUCAGCCAUGCCACACCCCCCGUGUCCCCUGCAUGUGCCGAUGAAGACCUUUCGAUGAUUCUCCCCAACACUCAGAUACAGAUGUUGCGAAGACAUUCCUCUGUUCUGAUCACCGCUCCGCAGGUGCUCCGUGGGAGGUCCUUCUCCUCAACGUCAGCCCCAAAGGUGGCAGUUGCGGAUGGGGCUGCAGCCUCUCAUCAGUCAGUGGUCAGAACAACAUCAGACUCGGCAAAAGUCCUGCCAGAAAUCAGUCGUCAGUGUCAGACCGUACCGACACAGCGUAAGCGAUCGACAAAUUCGUUGAGCAAGGAUGUGUCAACAGCAGAAGAAUACUUUUUGGAUGUGAUUCUACAGAGGCAUGCAAAGAAACUCUUACUGAGCUGCCGUCUACGAGAUUUGGGGACAAUGGCAGCACACUUAGACUUUCCACUAGUGUCAUGGCUCAGGAGAGAGAGAAGUCGUGCAGCCCGGGUGGAUGAUUUUGUUGCGUCAUUGAAGCAGAUCCACAGAGAAUUCUCCUGGCCAUACCCUUCCGUCCCAACUUCCCAUAUCCGCCGUUACUCAGUCUCAUCUGUGCGAUCUGGAGGGAGUCCUGAUGAGAGAGCUGUUAUGGUGGAGGAGAAAAUGCAAGGACUCUCAAUCUCAGUGCCAAAGGUGUCUUCACUGGGUACUGGAGAAGUAGGAGACAGUGGCUAUAUGAGCCAAGCUACAGGGGACACACACACAGCUGUGACCCCCCAACACACACCCCAUUCACCCAAGUCUCCGUAUGCUCUCCAGGAAGUCAUGCCUCGCCAGGCCCUGCUGGUCCCACAUUCGCCCAGAACAGGUGAUACAGUGAGUGUGAUGAGUGAAGAGGGGACUUUGUAUGGGGAUGACACGUCGAGUGUGUGUGGUGACUGGAGCCCUGAGGGUGGAGACCCAAUGCGUGAUCUGCUUUCCCGGCCCCCUGACCCUCCUCCCCAGUCUUCUCCAAGACCCCCUCCUCAUGCUGAAGUUCAGCUUAGAUACUUACUGCAGGUGCUGUUAGAGGCAGGGUGUCUAGAGUGGAGUGUUGUGGUGGCAGUUGUGCUGCGUGAUGCCUUAGCUGUGUUACGAGUUGUGACACUUGCCCGUGCUCCAGAUGUACCUGCACAGGUCAUUACCAGACUAACAACAGGCUUGCAGGACCUUUUGCACUUCACAAAUACUGAAUGCUUGGGAUAUCAAAAUUUCCUUGGAGCAAUAAUGGGCCAAGUUAAGGUCUUGGAAAGGCUUGCAAAUACCCGAGAAAUAUCACGGACUCCAAGUCCCCACUCUUCCCGUCCUCCUUCUACAAGUCACGAAUCCGAGCCCCCUCCCAGCCAGGAGAGUUCCCAUAGGUCUUCUGUUCGAACUUCCCCUCCCCCGUCAUCGCAUCAGCAGCAAGGCCAACAGCAGCAGUCAAUGCAGGUGCAGAAUCAAACACAGGGUCAACAGACACCACAGGUACCACAACAGCAGGCACAGCAGCCAUUGCCUCACCCAGGCAUGCCCAAGGUAUCUUAUCUUCCUCGAAAUUCCAUAUCUGCUGGAGAAACUCUUCAGGAGGAAACUUCAAACCCAGAGUCUGAGAAUGAGCUCAGGGACUCCGUUCAUGAAGGCAUUUCCACUCUGGAGGAAGAGGGAAGUGCCGCCUGCGUUGUGUCAUAGGCCAGCUGGGGCUACUGUUGGUCAAGGACCUUUUUUUCUUCUUUUUUUUGAUAUCCAAAGGCAAUAAUGAAAAGAAUGCUACUAAACUUGCUCACAAUUUUUGUGGUUUGUAAUUUUUCUCACAAUAGUGAAGAUUUAAAGCAAAUGUAGAGUUGUAUUAGCCAAAUGACUGGUGCUUAAUUUGGAAAUCUUUGUAACUGCUUUGUGUUUAGUUGGCAAAAAUGUUGUAGAGUAUGUGUUGUAAACUGAGGGAUUAAACAUGUUGGCAUUUUUCAUAUAUAAGGGAAAGAUUGUCAGUAUUUUAUGGAUUUAAUUAGUCUGUUAUUUGAUAAUGGAUAUUUCAAUUUGAAAGGUACUUGACAGGAAGAGAUUUUAGAAUAAAAAGAAUUGAGUUUAUUUGGGAUUGAGGUUCUGGUUUGACUAAAUUUCUUAUACUGUAAGGUUUGGAAUCAGAAAAUAGGGAAGGCAUUAUAAAAAAAGAUUUCACUAUUAACAUAAUUUCUUGCUUUGCGUAAUUUAUUUUCAAUAUUUUUAGAAGUUACAUCUGAAAAUAUGAGCUUACACAACACAGUGUUGAAUGGUAAUGAUAGAUAAGAAAAAGAGCAGUUAGUUCUAUUAAGAGUAGUAUGAUUCCAUAACCAACCAGCUGUAGUUCUGCUGCAAGGCAUUACUUGAGGGGCCAAGGAGAAUAUUAUAGUCCAUGUUAUAUAUGAGCUUUAACCCAUGUACAUGUGUGUGAUGUAUUGAUAUUUUUUUCUUUAGAGGAUAGAAUUGUAUUUAGGUAAAUCUGAUCUGUAACAUAUUUUAUAGGAGCUGUAAUACACAUAGAAAAUCUAUAUCUAUCUAUAUAUGUAUGGGCUGGUCCUAUCCACCAUUGUUAGGGCCUUUAAGAGAGUAAUUGUUACAAUAAUCAAGGAUAGAAUUUUAACUUUUUUCACAUUUUACAGACUUAUCGUUUAAAUGUUGAAGCACAGGAGCAGGAUAUAGUGAUAUUGCCUAAAUCUAACAUGAAGGUUUAUUUUUUCCUCAAAGUGUGUGCCUUGAGGAUUCUAUGAAGUGUUUGUAAUUAAAUUUUGUGGUGUAAAACUUUGUGGAGGUAUGUGAUAUGUUGCUAGCAAGCAGGUUUUUGUUAAUGUGGAUUUGUCAAGAACUUGAAGAGAGAGAUAAGAACCAGCAUGGUUCCAGUUGGCAUAUAGGGGGAGGUGUGUGCUAAUUUUUAAUGGGGUUUUAUGUGCAUUUCUCUGAGGCAGAAGAGGAUAGAGAAACAGUCCCUAAGAGUGGGAAACCAUAAUGGAAAAUAAGCAUGUUUUGUACAUCUUUUUAUCAGGGAAGAAGCAUGUUUUUUCUUAUUUAUUUCUUAUUGAAUUUCCCUCCAAUAGGCUGAAGUCAAAAUGAAACACAUGGUCUCUUAAUGCAUUUAGAGACAGUAGGUUAUGAAUUGGAUGACAAAUAUUUUAGAUUUUGUACUAGAAUGAAGGAGUUGUUAAACAGACACAGCAGUGAAAAAUGAUAAACUCACAGAGACCUCUAUUUAAAUACAGUUUUUGUUAAUAGGUAAAGGCUGUCAAAUAUAUUGAUGAUAAUGGCCCUAUCUGGAUGCAAAAGUUUGUCAAAGAUAGUUAAAGAUAGACAAUAGGAAGUAUGGUUGCAUGAAUAAGUAAAUGCAUGUUGUGGGUGAAAAAGGUCUGUACGUAUGGAUGAAUGGAGUAGAACAAUUUAUUAGGAGAAUGCACUUUUACAUUUGUAUAAGAGAUUAUCUGUUUAUUUUGGACAUGUUAAGGUGUACUCAUAAUGACAUAUAGAAAAUACUACACACGAAGAAUAAAUUAUUCAGCAUGACUAUUAAGGGAGAGUAGACCUCCAGUGGAAGAUUGGAAGAAUUAGAACUAACAGGGAAGUUUUGUAUAGGUUUUAAAAGUUUUGGAAUGAUACCAUUAUCAUUUGGAUGUUUAGUGAUGCCAAACUAUUUAUUUUUACAAAGGAGAAUCCUGAGGUGAAAUUGAGCAUUAGUGUGUAAGAAAAUGGGAUAUGUCAGCUUUUCUUACAUGUUGAUUUUGGCCAUGUGAAUUUGGUGGCUCAGGUAUAAAAAAAAAGGAAAAAAGAAAAUCUAGAUAACACAUGAUUGUGCCAAAGCUGUUUGAAAAACAGUUUCCCAUUUGCUGUUACAUCCCUCAUGUCAUUUACAUUAAUAAAGUUAUUUUUUGUGCUUUUUAGGUUUUGAUGUGUAAAUUCAUUGUUUGGGGAAUUCUUGCACUAUCACAUCUUCCAGUUGACCAAGUAUAAAUAAUUCAAAUACAGAUUUAUCAUGCAUGCAAAUGGGACCUUUGUUUUAUAUGGUAUCUUUUUCCCAUUGAUUUCUAUGUUCAGGUUCACUCCAUUACAACCACCUAAGAAAGGCAGGCUUUAGGAUUCUUGAUGUAUGUGAAUGUUGAACUUAAAGACAACUCACAGGAUAAAUUUAUGAUGUAAAUGACAAUGAGACACCUAUGAUAGUUCUAGAAUAUCAGUUUUAUUGCUUAAAAUAAAAGGUUUUGUAAAGAAUAUGAAUGACAGUUCAAAGUUUUUGUUAUUAAAAAAUGUUAUGAUUAAACUUAUAAUUUUUUUGUAUUAAAUUUGAUAAGAGAAAGUAGACAGAAAACAUGAAGAGAACACUUGUAAUAGAUAUAAAAAGGGAUCCUUUUUUUGUAAUUGAUAUUACCAAAGAACUGUAUUUAAGAAACUUUAAAUCUUGUUUUUCUUAUAUAGAGAUCUAGUCUUUGGACUGUGAAUGUCUCUUAAGAUAUUAGGAUAAAAGUAUAUAUUUUCAUAGUGCAAGUAAGGUGACAUAUUUUUUAUUUUUUGUUCAGAGGGUCCAAAA
Messenger RNA from Penaeus chinensis, 7833 nucleotides. RefSeq names its product guanine nucleotide exchange factor subunit RIC1-like (gene Rich). NCBI's taxonomy places the organism in Eukaryota, Metazoa, Arthropoda, Malacostraca, Decapoda, Penaeidae. The transcript has 28 exons. Gene Ontology annotation, cellular component: Golgi membrane; cytosol; Ric1-Rgp1 guanyl-nucleotide exchange factor complex. The record is from RefSeq and is a predicted model, not a curated record. Gene Ontology annotation, biological process: intracellular protein transport; retrograde transport, endosome to Golgi. The coding region runs from base 96 to 4976 and encodes 1626 amino acids.